AUGGAGAUCGGAAAGAUUACACAGCACCUACAAGCUAUGGGCAUACCAGUUCACUUUGGACAUAUCGCAACUCAACACUACGCGGCAGACUGCGCAACGCGAGGUCUUACUCAAACGGAACUAGCUGAUCACAUCUGGUGGACAGGACCAGCUAUCCUCCAUGAUCCUCCAAAAAGUUGGUCAUCCACGUUGUGGACAUUCGACUAUGACACUGGCUUUGAAAAUGAGCAUCAGGAUGCUACUACUAAUAAAAAGGAAUCAGAAGUCAUAGAGCCUCUCGAAGAACUCAAAGAAGUCUUACUAACGAAAAACAGAUUUGAACAAGUUCCACAAAACCGACUUAUUUGCUUCUUUGAAGAAAUUCUCACUUCAGAAUGCAAAACGAAUUAUAGCGCGAGUCUUACGCUACAUUGCAAUUCUUGUUGCUCAAGUGAAUGCUCGAAGAGAUCGUCCAAUUAG
This is a messenger RNA of Necator americanus (New World hookworm), 459 nucleotides long. RefSeq lists its product as uncharacterized. The transcript has a single exon. The coding region runs from base 1 to 459 and encodes 152 amino acids. The record is from RefSeq and is a predicted model, not a curated record. Lineage: Eukaryota; Metazoa; Nematoda; Chromadorea; Rhabditida; Ancylostomatidae.